GAAGCAAGUUGAAAUAUGGGUUGAGAAGGAGGGAAGGCAAGAAAGGAAAAGAGAGAGAAAAUGGUAGUUGUAGUAAAGUAGAAGAGUAGAAGAGUAGAAGAGGAUAUUCAUAUUCUCUCUCUGUCUCACAGAGAGUCCUUGGAUAAAACCUUGGAUCAAUCAUCGGAGUUUCAUUAAGAGAAAUCAUGGCUUCUACUCAUGCACUCAAUUCCUCUGCAUUAAUACCUUUCUGUCUCAUCCUUAUCAUUUCCACUAAUGCCGCUGCCAUCACUGCACAUCAACAACAACACUUCAAACAAGCACCCAAAUUCUACAACUCCCCCACCUGUGCCACCACUGCCCUCGAACACACCCACACCUGUUCGGACGACGCAGUUCACGUUGCCAUGACACUGGAUAUCACCUACCUCCGGGGCUCCAUGGCGGCCAUCCUCUCCGUCCUCCAGCACUCCUCCUGUCCAGAAAACGUCGUCUUCCACUUCGUCACCGCCGCCUCCAGGACCUCCUCCUCCGCCCUCCUUAAUCGCACCCUCUCCAAUUCCUUCCCUUAUCUCAAUUUCCAAAUCUACCCCUUCAACGACCUCCAAGUUGCCGGCCUCAUCUCCACCUCCAUCCGCUCCGCUCUCGAUUGCCCCCUCAACUACGCCCGCAACUACCUCGCCAACCUCCUCCCCUCCUGCGUCCGCAAAAUCGUCUACCUCGACUCCGACCUCGUCCUCGUCGACGACAUCGCCAAACUGGCGGCCACGCCACUCGGAGACCACAACAGCAACAACACCGUCCUCGCCGCCCCCGAAUACUGCAACGCCAACUUCAGCGCUUACUUCACCCCCUCCUUCUGGUCCAACCCCUCUCUCUCCCUCACCUUCGCGGGCCGAAGGCCCUGCUACUUCAACACCGGCGUCAUGGUGAUUGAUUUGCAACGCUGGCGGGCCGGCGACUACACCAGGAAGAUCGAGGAGUGGAUGGAGCUCCAGAAGAGAAUGCGGAUCUACGAGCUGGGCUCCCUUCCGCCGUUUCUACUCGUUUUCGCUGGCAACAUAGGCCCGGUGGAUCACAGGUGGAACCAGCAUGGGCUUGGCGGGGAUAACUUCCGCGGCCUCUGCAGAGACUUGCAUCCAGGCCCGGUGAGCCUCCUGCAUUGGAGUGGGAAGGGAAAACCCUGGGCCCGCCUCGACGCCAACCGCCCUUGCCCCUUGGAUGCCCUGUGGGCUCCCUACGAUCUUCUCCAAACUCCUUUCGCUCUCGAAGCCUAGCCCGCCACAACCAUUUUUAUCAUUAUUAGCGGCAGCAGCAGUAGUACUAGUACAAUUUUAUUUUAAUUUUUUUUUUUGCUUUGCGGGAGUAGUUUUGAUUUAGCGGUGGUGUCGUAUAUUGGUUGUCCCUGGGAGCUGGCGCUGGAGUCGCUCCUUCCUCGCCGUGUGCGGCCCCAUACUACGGCCGUGUUGAUCUUACACUGUACAUGUACAGCCAGGUACAUAUACCCUCCACUUUUUUUCCUUUCAGCCACUCAAAUACCACUGUUACCGUUACGUCUUGUAACUACUAACACGAAAUCACCCCAAUGCCAAGUUUUUAUUUUAUUUUAAUGUAAUUUCUUCUUUUUCUUCACUACGUCUACAUUGUAAUUUUUGAUGUGAGUGGUUACGAAAUUGGUAAUUCGGAAAUAAUAUUUGUGGCGUUA
Molecule: messenger RNA, 1684 nt
Organism: Vigna angularis (adzuki bean)
Lineage: Eukaryota; Viridiplantae; Streptophyta; Magnoliopsida; Fabales; Fabaceae
Product: probable galacturonosyltransferase-like 1
Exons: 1
Coding region: 186-1256 (356 amino acids)
Cellular component (GO): Golgi apparatus
Molecular function (GO): glycosyltransferase activity
Source: RefSeq, a predicted model, not a curated record